This is a messenger RNA of Rhinichthys klamathensis goyatoka, 1682 nucleotides long. RefSeq names its product guanine nucleotide binding protein (G protein), beta polypeptide 3b (gene gnb3b). The record is from RefSeq and is a predicted model, not a curated record. NCBI's taxonomy places the organism in Eukaryota, Metazoa, Chordata, Actinopteri, Cypriniformes, Leuciscidae. The transcript is spliced from 9 exons. Gene Ontology annotation, molecular function: signaling receptor complex adaptor activity; protein binding. Gene Ontology annotation, biological process: G protein-coupled receptor signaling pathway. Bases 214 to 1230 code for a protein of 338 amino acids. Gene Ontology annotation, cellular component: cytoplasm; heterotrimeric G-protein complex.
CAUUCCAAUCGGUUUACCUGUUCCUUGCCCUCCCCUUUACUUCUCUCUUUCUCUCUCCCUUACCCUUUCUCUGCUCAUCUUUGGGCUUAUCCUUUCAUCCCUGAUCUCCUUCAUCCCCUCCAAUCCUCAUCUGUUCCUCUCUUGCAGAAGGGGAAGAGAAAGAGAGAGUUUUUCCACAGCUUGUGUUGGUAAGCACCCCGAUCAACAGCAGCUAUGGGUGAAAUGGAGCAGAUGAAAAAGGAGGCCGAAGGCCUGAAGACACAGAUCGAGGCGGCUCGCAAAGCAGUCAAUGACACAGACAUGGCCGCGGCCGCUGCUGGGGUGGCCCCGGCCCCUCGGGUCCAACUCAAGACCAGGAGGACCCUCAAAGGCCACCUGGCCAAAAUCUACGCCAUGCAUUGGUGUACAGACAACAGGCUAAUGGUCAGUGCAUCACAGGAUGGCAAACUCCUUAUCUGGGAUUCUCACUCUGGAAAUAAGGUCAAUGCUGUUCCCCUCAAAUCCUCAUGGGUGAUGACCUGUGCAUAUGCUCCUUCUGGAAACCUUGUGGCCAGCGGUGGUCUCGACAACAUGUGUACUGUCUACAACUUGAAGACACCCGUAAUCAAGACCGUGAAAGAAUUGGAUGCUCACACAGGUUACUUGUCCUGUUGCCGCUUCCUCAGUGACACUGAGAUUCUCACCGCCUCUGGGGAUACCACAUGUGCACUGUGGGAUUUGGAGACUGGAAAGCAGACAACAGUUUUCCUGAGCCAUGUUGGUGACUGCAUGUGUCUGGCUCUGUCCCCGGACAACAAGAGCUUCAUUUCUGGUGCUUGCGACUCUCUGGCCAAGCUGUGGGACAUCAGGGAUGGCCAGUGCAAGCAAACCUUCCAGGGUCACACGAGUGACAUCAAUGCCAUUUCUUUCCUCCCCAGUGGCACCGCAAUUGUCACAGGCUCGGAUGACUGCACAUGCAAGAUGUAUGAUCUUCGCGCUGAUCAAGAAGUGAUUUGCUACCAGGAUGCCGCCCUGAACAGCGGCGUUACAUCACUGGCUCUGUCCAUGUCUGGCCGCCUCGUCUUUGCUGGCUAUGAUGACUUCAACUGCAAUAUUUGGGACUCGCUAAAGGGCGAGAAAGUGGGCGUGUUGUCUGGCCAUGACAACAGGGUGAGCUGCACCGGAGUACCACCAGAUGGCAUGUGUGUUUGCACUGGCUCAUGGGACAGCUUCUUGAAGAUUUGGAACUGAACUGGACCCUGAAACAAGACGAGAAGAGGAUAAGACAGAAAGGAUGAGUAAAGGUUGAGAGAGAGGAUGAGAAAUGAGAAAUUCUAAGCAACAAAAAAUCUCUCUCACACACACAAACAAACACACGAAUGUCACAUCUGUAUACGUGUGGGAUUUCUGGAAGACUGGAUUUUAUUAGAAUAUUUACAUGGAAUAUUUAAUUGUAAAAAUGUAAGUUACAACGAACACAGGAAUGCCGUUGGCGUUAUUGUUAAAAUGACAAUCUCAUCAUGACAGCAAUACUUUGACUUGAAAUUAUAAUGUUUGACAUCUUAAAAAUGAAUAAUCAUUCAAGAAUAAAAUAUAUAGUUUUUGUCUGUUAAAAAUCCUCAUCAUUAGGUGAAAGUUUCCAUGACUAUUUUUAUGUAUUAGAAAUGAUGAUAGAAUGCAGAAGAAAAUGUACAGUGACUUUU